AUCGUGAUACUGUAUUUCCAACAGUAGAGCCGCCGUCCAUCUGUCAAAAAUAAUCACAGACAGUCAAGGACCCAGCUGGGCAGCAUAACAACAUCGCUCAAGAUCACAAUUUGAUUAUCGUCAUUUGCCUUUCGGACGCACAAAAUUAUUCAGAAUGGCCGUUCCGCCAGUUCACUUCUUCUCCCAUGGCUCGACCAUGAUGUUGGGCGAAGAGUCGCGCUCAGCCGAUUACUGGAAAGCUUGCGGCGACGAAGCCAACAAACAUGGCUUCAAGGGCGUAAUCAUGAUGGGUGCCCAUUGGGACGCACGAGGCACAAACCGAAUCGAUGUGUCUAUGAACCCAAAGCCCAACAAAUCGCCGGUCGCAUACGUGCAUCCGCGGAAAUAUACCGACUACGAGCUCAACCCCGAUCUCGAGAGUGGAAAGAAAUGCAUACAGGCGUUGAGAGAGGGAGGAAUGGACGCCCGACCAAACGAAUCUUUUGACUGGAUUCACGACACAUAUCUGAUCUUGAUCCGCAUGUUUCCGGAGAAGUGCCCACCGACGACAAUCAUCAGUAUGAACUCGCGCUUUGAUCCACAUCUCCAUGCACGCGUGGGGCAAAUCCUUGCUCCAUUCCGCGACCAAGGUUACCUGAUUAUCGGUACUGGUGGCGCGGUGCACAACCUUUACCGCAACAACUGGAGCCAAAUGCUCAGAUAUACGGACAACUUCGCACAACCCUAUCCGCCUGAGGCGCCCAUGUUGGAGUUCAGACAAAGUGUCGAGGAUGUCUUCCUUCGGAACUGCGGAAAUGGUACGAAGAAGGGUGCACUAACAAGGGGUAUCACGAGAUUAAUGAAGCACCCAAUGUUUCGAGAUGCUCAUGCCACUGACGAUCAUUACAUGGCAGCAUGCUUUGUAGCAGGAGUGGCAGAUGGGAGCAAGAGGGACGGUGAUGACUGUGUGUUAGGGGCAGAGGAUUGGGAAUUAGUGAACAUGUGCAACAGUCAGUUCACGAUUGGAAAAUGGGUAGCAGCAUAAAUAUACUAACACUGAGUCGUCUUGUCGGCCACUAUUUAAUUCGAAUUGUUUUUAGAGGCUC
This is a messenger RNA of Parastagonospora nodorum SN15, 1085 nucleotides long. RefSeq lists its product as hypothetical. NCBI's taxonomy places the organism in Eukaryota, Fungi, Ascomycota, Dothideomycetes, Pleosporales, Phaeosphaeriaceae. The record is from RefSeq and is a predicted model, not a curated record. Gene Ontology annotation, molecular function: ferrous iron binding; zinc ion binding; oxidoreductase activity, acting on single donors with incorporation of molecular oxygen. The coding region runs from base 155 to 1024 and encodes 289 amino acids. The transcript has a single exon.